AUGUAUGCAGGCUAUAACUUCUAUACCUCCUCCAUAGAUCCGGUAUUAAAGAUCCAAUGGUGGCAAGAACUGCUUUUUGGCGGUAUUUGUUUCGUCAUGGCGAUCAUGGGUACCGUCUUCUUCCGCCGUGGCUUCGGUUUGAUUUCCCAGAUCAACGCUGCAAACCUCAACGGUAAAACCCAGCUAUCAAUAAAGGUCAGGCGUAUGCUUCCGUUUAUGAAACAACGCGAGCUUACCCUUGCGCCCUCGGAGCUCUCUAUUUCACAGAAAGUAACUGUGAGUGAAACGGAGCUUACCAAGGCCGGCUGGUCGGAGUCGCAGCAGCGAUUUGCGCGCCAGCGGGCUCUGGAUAAUACUCCCUUCCUCAAGAUGCCAGUUCAGAAGACGAGUUUGGCCAUUUUCAGGGCUUUUUCGAAUGCCCGGCGUUUAUUUACCCAGGAGCAUUUUGUUUAUGUCAACAUAAAGGGGCAGAAGAGUACAUUGCGUCUGGAUGCCCUUGGCUCUUUUUCUCCCGAGUUCCAUAUGCUGCAAAAGGCAGUUGUGGAGGUAGUAUAA
This is a messenger RNA of Trichophyton benhamiae CBS 112371, 555 nucleotides long. RefSeq lists its product as uncharacterized. The record is from RefSeq and is a predicted model, not a curated record. NCBI's taxonomy places the organism in Eukaryota, Fungi, Ascomycota, Eurotiomycetes, Onygenales, Arthrodermataceae. Bases 1 to 555 code for a protein of 184 amino acids. The transcript has a single exon.